AUGACCACCUUGCGAGGCUAUCAGCAGCCCGAACUCAGCAAGAAACUCUACAAAAUCAUCAAAAACGAAAACGCCGUCAUUGGAGCCUAUGAAUCCGCCGGUCGCGAACGAGUCUCGAUUGCUUCCCAGCUCUCCGACUGGGGCGAGGCGACAGGUGAUGAAGGUGUUUCUGAUAUUUCGGAUAAGCUCGGUGUGCUGUUGUCCGAGAUUGGAGAGCAAGAGGAUAUCUUCGCCCAGAAUUUGGAAGAGUAUCGCGGUGUCUUGAAGCAGAUUCGUAACACAGAGAGUUCGGUGCAACCGUCGCGAGAUUCGCGCAAUAAGAUUUCCGACGAGAUUCAGAAGCUGAAGUACAAGGAUCCUUCGAAUACGAAGAUUGUUACGUUGGAGCAGGAGCUUGUGAGAGCUGAAGCCCAGAAUUUGGUGGCCGAAGCGCAGUUGUCGAAUGUGACACGACAAAAACUCAAGGAAGCGUUCGACGUCCAUCUUGCCGCUGUCAUCGAGCGUGCCGAGAAGCAGAUUAUCCUCGCUCAACAUGCGCGCCGAUUAGUCAAUCUCCUAGACGACACACCCAUCGUCCCUGGAGACGCCGUCAAACCCUAUGAGCAAAGCACCGCAGCACGAGAUAUUCUAAACGACGCCGAGGGUGAUUUGCGCGCGUGGGAGCCCUCAAUGUACCCCAUUACGUCGAACGCCAAUGAAAUAGGUCAGAGUUUGGUGCCGAAGCCAGAAGCCGCGACUGCGAAUCAGCCACAAGAAGCAGCUUCAGUUGCAGAUGGAGUUGAGCCAGUGGAAACCCACGCUUCUCAUGCUGUUGGUGAGUCGGAUAGCGUCGCAAACAGGGAGGCUAUCGCCACGGACGCUAAUGAACCGGCUACAGUUGCAACAGCGUAG
Molecule: messenger RNA, 891 nt
Organism: Talaromyces stipitatus ATCC 10500
Lineage: Eukaryota; Fungi; Ascomycota; Eurotiomycetes; Eurotiales; Trichocomaceae
Exons: 2
Coding region: 1-891 (296 amino acids)
Biological process (GO): eisosome assembly; negative regulation of protein kinase activity; endocytosis
Cellular component (GO): plasma membrane; eisosome filament
Molecular function (GO): lipid binding
Source: RefSeq, a predicted model, not a curated record